Messenger RNA from Symphalangus syndactylus (siamang), 1147 nucleotides. RefSeq names its product phosphatidylinositol glycan anchor biosynthesis class F (gene PIGF). Gene Ontology annotation, biological process: GPI anchor biosynthetic process. NCBI's taxonomy places the organism in Eukaryota, Metazoa, Chordata, Mammalia, Primates, Hylobatidae. The record is from RefSeq and is a predicted model, not a curated record. Gene Ontology annotation, cellular component: endoplasmic reticulum membrane.
GGAAAGCCGCAGGAGGAUUGAACGCGAGCAGCUAGGCGGGGCUGCCCCAUUUGCCCGCCCCUCUUUUUCUGCGACUGGCUGUUCUGCCGUGGGUCUCCGCCUCAUAACCCUGCGCCUGCGCGUGGGCCUGGGCCGCCCGUUGUACCUGAUGGUAGGAGGCAGUGGUUACCCGCUUCCCUUUCGCGGGAGGGAGAGUGAGCUAGCCACCCAAGAAAACACCAUGAAAGAUACCGAUAUCAAGAGACUACUGUAUACCCAUCUUUUAUGCAUAUUUUCAAUUAUCCUAAGUGUCUUCAUCCCAUCACUCUUCUUGGAGAACUUCUCAAUAUUGGAAACACACUUGACAUGGUUGUGCAUCUGUUCUGGUUUUGUAACUGCUGUCAAUCUAGUACUAUAUUUAGUAGUGAAACCAAAUACAUCCUCUAAAAGAAGUUCAUUAUCACACAAGGGAACCAGAUUUUUGAAAUGCUGUAUCUACUUUCUUACGUCUUGUUUCUCCUUUCAUGUAAUUUUUGUUCUGUAUGGAGCACCACUAAUAGAGUUGGCAUUGGAAACAUUUUUAUUUGCACUUAUUUUGUCUGCUUUUACUACUGUGCCUUGCUUAUGUUUGUUAGGACCAAACCUCAAAGCAUGGCUAAGAGUUUUCAGUAGAAAUGGAGUUACAUCCAUAUGGGAGAAUAGUCUCCAGAUCACUACAAUUUCUAGUUUUGUAGGAGCAUGGCUUGGAGCACUUCCUAUUCCACUGGAUUGGGAAAGACCAUGGCAGGUAUGGCCCAUCUCCUGUACGCUUGGAGCGACCUUUGGCUACGUGGCUGGCCUUGUUAUUUCACCACUCUGGAUAUACUGGAAUAGAAAGCAACUUACAUACAAGAACAAUUAACUGGAGCAAAGGGAAAUAUUUCUUUGUGCAGAUUCUGUAAGGGCUGUGCAGAAAUGUGUAUGGUCAAAGCCAAGCAGUUCCAUUUACAGCUCUGUUUUUUAUGUAGUUACAACAUGAUGUGAUUGUAGCUUUUUAAACUAUGAAACCCCUGAGAGAUUGUACCUUCUAGUUGAAAUAAAGUAUUUAUAAUAGAUUGUGGCUUCAGAUGCUGCUUACUGCUUCUUAAACCUUUAAGGGACAUUCUUAAUAAACUUUAUAGAAUUCUGA